Molecule: messenger RNA, 1473 nt
Organism: Hippocampus comes (tiger tail seahorse)
Lineage: Eukaryota; Metazoa; Chordata; Actinopteri; Syngnathiformes; Syngnathidae
Gene: arl2bp
Product: ADP-ribosylation factor-like 2 binding protein
Exons: 7
Coding region: 185-706 (173 amino acids)
Biological process (GO): maintenance of protein location in nucleus; positive regulation of tyrosine phosphorylation of STAT protein
Cellular component (GO): mitochondrial intermembrane space
Source: RefSeq, a predicted model, not a curated record
GUUCGGGUAACCAGGGAGUUUCUUUUACCGAUCCAUCCGCGAAUGCAACAUUGUGACGUAUCUUCUCGGAACUUAUUUUGCUCGCCUGUAGUCUGUCGGACCCGACCUCAAAUAGCACCAGGUGGUCGUUUCCUAGGUAACACCACUACUUCACUAAUUUACGAUUCCAGAUUAACAUUAAAACAUGGAUGUUCGUGGACGAGGUGUGCAGAGCUGCGGCGAGAACAUUGUGGACAUGGUUGACAUGGAGGACGAAACCUUUGCAAUUUCCAGUUCCUCAGCUGCAGACACUGCAUUCGACUCUGUCAUUGGCUGCAUAGAAGACAUCAUUAUGGAGGAGGAUUUCCAGGUAUUACAGCGGACCUUCAUGGAGAAACACUAUCAAGAGUUUGACAGCACCGAAGAGAACAAGCUCAGCUACACACCCAUUUUCAAUGAAUAUGUGGAGCUGUUGGAGAAAUAUGUAGAACACCAGCUGAUGAAGAGGAUCCCUGGCUUCAUUAUGUCCACCUUCAUUGAUCAUCUCAUGAAGCACAAAGAUGAGGUGUCAGGUGACAUUGUUGACAUCCUGCUGUCCUUUAUUGACUUUGUGGCCUUCAAGGAGAUGGUUCUGCAGUACAAAGUGUAUUUUCUAGGAAAAGGAGGGACGCAGUCUGGACCUGAGCCAAGGACUUGUAGUCACGCCUUUAACCCCUGCAGCCUCUAGCCACUCUGGAUCCAAUCAGCUGAAGUGACACAUGCACACAUACACACACGAUAAGAGCAUGUACGUAUGCCGUAGUGUUCAUUGAGCCUCAAACGCAUUGUUAGCUUGUGAUCACCCAUAAACCUCAAGUCUGACACAGAAGCAGACAACCACUCACACCUAUGGACAAUGUAGUCUUGCGUGAACCUUACAUGCACGUUCUUGCACCUUGGGAGGAAGUUGUCAGGGAACCCACAAAAGCACAGGGAGAACAUGGAAACCCCACACAGAUUGAAAGACGCAUCCCAGCUCGAGCCCGCCUUUCUGUUCUGGCCAAGGUGCUAUCUCAUGAACCAGUGCGCUACCGCAGGUCGAUGCCUGAAAAGUAUAGUUGUGUGCAAAACAACCCUAAAAGCUAAUUGCUUAUAUGUUCCUGCAGUCCUAUUCUAAAAUGGAAAAUGCAUGACACAGAGACAUUGCACUCAUUUUUAUUUAUAAACAAUAUCAGGAGGGUUUUCAUAAAUAUUACUGUUGGUAAUAAUCCUUAAGAUUGUUUAGUAAAUAUGAGACAUGCACAGACUGAUCAUAAGCAAAAACAAAAAAAAGUAUAAAGUUUGCAUUACAUGUUUUGAGUUGGUGACAAUAUAAAAACUCACAUUUUUACAAUAUUGUUAGGAUUGAAUGUUGUGCCUGUGAAAGUGAUUAACUGUAAAUAGAGAUUUGUAUAGUACACUUGUCUAUGAUGAAAUGCUUGUGACACAUUUUCUAAUAAAGAACAGAAAGCCUCA